CAAGAAGGACAACAGUGGUUUUUGGCAGUGAGGAUAUGUCUCAUAGAGCUAUUGUCAUUGGGUGUUGAAGCAAAAAAAAAUACAGAUUUCUUGCCCAAGUAAAAAACCCUUAAGGUUUGUUGCAGGUUGAAAUUUACGAAGCGGAUUUGAAGUGGAUUUUUCUGUUACUCUCCAGCAAAUUUCAGGCUAGAAUUUCUUAUGAAUUUUGGACUGGGGUCUGAAGAUCUGCGCUCGCUCAGACCAGUGGGCAUCGGGCAGAAAGAACUUGUCGAGUAUUGUAUUGGGUUUUAUGACAAUGUACUUGUAUUUGAACCACAGCUUGCCCGAUACCUGCUACAGUCCUUUUCAACUGCUUUCUUCCAGGCCUUCAUCCAGCGAAUUUUUUCUGGUGGAGCCUCCUCCCGCUCUGCGUCAUUUUGCACGGGCACAACAUCCUACCCCGGCCCUGCAGAACCGGCACGCAGCUCCGCAGAAAAAGUCUGGGCUUUGUUUCCAGUGUGAAAAGCACGUGCUACAUAACCUACGCGUGGGUGCGCAGAAUGUUUCAGAACCAGCCUUGAGGUGCGCACAGUUGCUGC
Molecule: messenger RNA, 578 nt
Organism: Ascoidea rubescens DSM 1968
Lineage: Eukaryota; Fungi; Ascomycota; Saccharomycetes; Ascoideales; Ascoideaceae
Exons: 1
Coding region: 199-501 (100 amino acids)
Source: RefSeq, a predicted model, not a curated record